UCUCCCUCUCUCUCUCUCCCCUUCAAUAUUUCAGAACCUCAAUCAGAAAUGUUGAUCAAUUCACAAGCAUUUUGAUCAGAGAGUCACAGGUAGAGAUCAAAACUGAUCAAACUCAGAUCUGAGGCGAAUCCUUAUUAUCAUACAUCAGUACACCCAAUUUCUCUCUCUCUCUCUCUAACUGUUGCAAAGUUGUGAGAGAGGGACAGGAUCGAGAAUGGCUCGGAUCUUCGAGUACUUCGUUGUGUGCGGACUGGGUCCGGAGAUUCGAACGUUAGAUGGGAACAGAGGGUUUCAUGGAACACUGGUUAUGUACUUGCCUUCUCUCCUUGAUCAGUAUCCUCCUUCUAAUCAUACUCUCUACCCUCCUCCACCUCCCCAGCUUCCCACUUGUGUUCUACCAGCUGGUGUGGAGUUCUACACAUCAGGCUUCAAUUCUAAUGAUGUCUCAACCUUUCCACGGAGUUAUCCUAUUGUUUUAACUGAGGGUGAUGGGUCUAAAAUUUAUGUUUGUUGCAUUGCUUUUCGGGAUCCGGUCUGUGAGGAUAUUGCAGAAGCUUAUCGCAUCCCAGCAAAUUCGUUUGCUGACAAAUGUAUCUGUCUUGUUUCACGCUCACCCAGUUUUUGUAUCCUUCGGGAUGCAUUGGAGGAACUAUUUGCACUUUGCUUCUCCCCCGAUGGAAGUAGCAAGCCAUUGUGGGAUGUUAUAGCAAAUUUGGUGUCUGGUGUACCUCUGCCUACACCUGGAAAGGAUCGUGUGCUAUUUGCUAUUGAAAAUAGCCUGCUUGCUGUUGAAGUUCCGCCAAAGGAUGGGCUCCCGCAUGCCGAUAUAUCUUUUCAACCACUGAUGCAGUGCUUGGAUGUUGACAAUUUUCUUAAACUUUUUACAGCUGUGUUGCUUGAACGGAGGGUUUUGUUCCGAUCAAACAAGUAUUCUCUUUUAACACUAGUCUCUGAGGCCAUGUGCCAUUUGAUAUAUCCAUUUCGAUGGCAGCACGUCUACAUUCCAUUACUGUUUUUCAGUGGAGUAGACUACAUUGAUGCUCCUACGCCAUAUAUGAUGGGUCUCCAUUCAGGUGUUGAUACUACUGGUCUGACAAUGGAUGGUGUAGUUGUUGUGGACCUUGAGCAUAACCGCAUCACCACAUCAGAGGAUAUUCCUCCUAUUCCAGAGCCAGAAUUUAGUUCAUUACGUACAGAGAUAAUGAAGUUGUUGUAUCCAAAUCUUGUUGGGAUAGACCAAUUGAAGGCAAGCCUUGGGAGUUCAUCUGAGCAGUAUCCAAGAGGCAGCAGCAAGCCUUGGGGAGAAUAUCACGACCUUCAACUUAGGUUUAUAUUUCUAAAGUUUUUUGCAUCAAUUUUAGGCGGCUACCGCAAUUUCAUAGAAAAUACUGCAACUCAUGUCUUCAACACUCAAGCAUUUUUGAAGAAGCGCGCUCGGUCAACCAACCAACCACCAGACCCAAUGGUAUCACAGUUUUUAGACUCUCAAGGAUUCUUCGAUUAUUUAGAGAGGGGUCUAGGUUCUGAUGAAAACAAUAACAAUCUUCUUGAUAAGUUACAAGAUGCCAUGGGAAGAGGUCAGAAUCCACUAUCAAUUCUUCCCUCACCUUUGGCAGAACCUGAGAUUGUAACUAUAUCUGAUUCUGGUGCUGGAAUGUCAGGAUCAGGUGCCAAAUAUAAUUAUGACAGAUUUCCUUCAAACAGUAGAACAGAAGAGCAGGAAGAAAAGAGGAAGCAGAUCCUAGCAGCAGCUAGUGGAGCUCUCAGUUCACCUUCAGUGCUCGUGGGUAAGGAAUCCAAGGCACAAAGUCUAAGUCCAAGGGAGAGGGCUGCUGAACGGGAGCGCAUGGUUUUGGAUAUACAAGUGAAGCUGCAGGGUCUAUGGUUGCGUCUAUUGAAAUUGGGAACAACUGAUGAUCCUCUUUCAUCCUUUGAAUAUGGAACAAUUCUUGCUUUGAUUGAGUCUGAUGCAGAGGGGAUUGGUGGAAGUGGCUUUGUUGAAUGCAUAAGGGAGCACAUACAUACAGGGUGGAUCUGUCAAUUGACUGAGGAGCAGUUUAUUGCUGUGAAAGAAUUGCUCAAAACAGCUAUCAGUCGUGCUACCUCUCGGAAUGACAUGGAAACUGUCAGAGAUGCACUUGAAGUGUCUGGGGAAAUGUAUAAGAAGGACACUAAUAAUGUUUCAGACUAUGUUCAACGCCAUCUUCGUUCCCUUUCCAUCUGGGAGGAGUUGCGGUUUUGGGAAGGAUAUUUUGACUAUCUGAUGGAUCGCUCAUCAAGCAAGUCAGCCAACUAUGCAAUGUUGGUGACAACACAGCUAAUUAUAAUGGCAUCACACAUGGCUGGAUUGGGACUUCCUGACACUGAUGCUUGGUAUACCAUUGAAACAAUUGCGGAGAAGAACAACAUUGGAUACAAGCAAAUUAUAAAAAUCAGGGGAUUCCUGUCACAUAUCCAGCAACUAUAUAGUUGUUACUGGGGAAUCUAUUCCAUAAAGGUGCAUUCUGUUUCACCCUAUGGUUUGCCCUCCCCGCAUCCACAAGAUGCCAACAAUGACAAUCAGCAACCUGCUGAAGCUUCUGGUGUGGGAAGGAGCUGGGUCCAGAGCAUGUUUACCAGGGAUACAUCACUAAGAGCAAACUCUUUCAGUCGUGUUCGCAAAUGGACUUCAGAUAGUGGAAAUUUAGCUGCAAAUGAGAAUGGGACUCCUCGCAAACAAGAUUCAACUGCUGGACAAAAGAAAAUACAAACCAAUGUCCGCCUACUUAGAGGUCAUACUGGUGCUGUCACUGCUCUACAUUGUGUAACAAGAAGAGAGGUGUGGGAUUUGGUGGGUGACCGUGAAGAUGCAGGUUUCUUUAUCAGUGGAAGCACUGACUGCUCGGUAAAGAUAUGGGAUCCUAGUCUUCGUGGUUCUGAACUUAAGGCAACUUUGAAAGGACAUACAGGAACUGUCCGAGCAGUAAGUUCGGACCGAGGGAAGGUGGUAUCAGGAUCCGAUGAUCAGUCUGUGAUAGUAUGGGAUAAGCAAACUACUCAGCUUCUAGAAGAGCUGACGGGCCAUGAUGCACAGGUCAGCUGUGUACGCAUGCUAUCAGGGGAACGUGUCCUUACUUCUGCUCAUGAUGGAACUGUGAAAAUGUGGGAUGUAAGAACAGACACUUGUGUCGCAACUGUUGGUCGUUGCUCAAAUGCUGUUCUUUGCAUAGAAUAUGAUGACUCCACAGGAAUAUUAGCUGCUGCUGGUCGAGAUGCGGUUGCAAAUAUUUGGGACAUCCGUGCUGGCAGGCAGAUGCACAAGCUUUUAGGCCACACAAAAUGGAUCCGGUCAAUCAGAAUGGUUGGAGACACAUUAAUUACUGGCAGUGAUGAUUGGACGGCACGAAUGUGGUCUGUUUCUCGAGGAACAUGUGAUGCUGUUCUAGCUUGCCAUGCUGGUUCAAUUAUGUCUGUUGAUUACUCAGUGUCAGACAAAGGAAUAAUAACAGGUUCAACUGAUGGUUUGAUCCGGUUUUGGGAAAAUGAGGAGGGAGGUAUAAGAUGUGUGAAGAAUGUAACUAUCCACACUGGUUCUGUAUUAUCUAUCAAUGCCGGCGAACACUGGUUAGGUAUCGGAGCAGCCGAUAAUUCAAUGUCUCUAUUCAAUCGGCCACAAGAGAGAUUUGGUGGUGCGUCUAACACAGGAUCAAAGAUGGCUGGGUGGCAACUCUACAGAACACCCCAGAAAACAGUUGCAGUGGUACGAUGUGUGGCUUCGGACCUUGAAAGGAAAAGGAUUUGUAGCGGUGGUCGUAAUGGGCUGCUUAGGUUGUGGGAUGCCACCAUCAACAUCUAAAUUUUUCUCGGUGUGUACUAUAUGUAUUUGGGGUGUUGUAAUCUUGUAUCAUGUCAAAUAGCGUGUUCUAUAUCAAACCAUAAUGUAUCAGAAGAAUGCAGUUUUGCCUCUCUAUUUUUUUGUGUUUACUUUCAUUUCCAUUAAAGUUGUUAUGGUUGUAAACUCAAGCUACACUGCGAUUUUGACUCAAAUUGUUGCCCUAACAUUAUGGUUUGUUCGGUUGCUAAGGAAAUAGAGCAAAACAAAAAUGUUUUAAAUUUUCUUGA
Molecule: messenger RNA, 4101 nt
Organism: Camellia sinensis
Lineage: Eukaryota; Viridiplantae; Streptophyta; Magnoliopsida; Ericales; Theaceae
Gene: SCD1
Product: stomatal cytokinesis defective / SCD1 protein (SCD1)
Biological process (GO): regulation of Rab protein signal transduction
Cellular component (GO): cytoplasmic vesicle
Molecular function (GO): protein binding
Source: RefSeq, a predicted model, not a curated record